Molecule: messenger RNA, 6409 nt
Organism: Sitodiplosis mosellana (orange wheat blossom midge)
Lineage: Eukaryota; Metazoa; Arthropoda; Insecta; Diptera; Cecidomyiidae
Gene: Cdk5alpha
Product: cyclin-dependent kinase 5 activator 1
Exons: 4
Coding region: 933-2309 (458 amino acids)
Biological process (GO): activation of protein kinase activity; positive regulation of cyclin-dependent protein serine/threonine kinase activity
Cellular component (GO): cytoplasm; protein kinase 5 complex
Molecular function (GO): protein kinase binding; cyclin-dependent protein serine/threonine kinase activator activity
Source: RefSeq, a predicted model, not a curated record
GCACUCUCAUUAACACAGAGCACAUACAUAGUUCGUACUGCACUAGCUUCGUUUGAACUCUGUACAACUUCGAUACCAAUACGCAGAGGAGACUCGCCAGAGAAUGAAUUUUCUCUAGAUUAUUUUUUUUUCUUUUGUUCUGAAUCCUGCAAAUAAUCGAGAGAGCGAGAAGAAAUAAAGAUUAUUUUCAAAAGUGUUGUUUCGAUUUAAAACGCACAAAAGUGAAAAUUGAAAUCCGUUUUAUUUUUAGAGGGAACAAAAGAAUUGGUUGGUUUUAUUCUGACGUGUGUGCUGUGUAUAUUGUGUGGAAUCGAAAUUCAGGGUAGUAUGAAUGUAUAUUUUCUGUAGCGUAGACCCCAAAACAAUCAUGGUGGAUGUUUUACCCGAGUAAAAUUCAGUGCAAUAGAAAAAGAAAAGAAAAGAAACGAAAACAACCACACAGUUCAACAAAUGACAGACAUUGAAAAACCAGGCCAAAAUUAAAUUAGUGAAGUGGCAAAUAUAAAUGGGGUUUUCCUCGGAUUUGUGCAGUUUUUAGUCGAAAUGACAAGUGAAUAGAAGAGAACUGCAAAGUGUCUGAUUGCGAAAUCGCUGUUUAUGCGCAAUAGAUUUGUGAACCAGGCAGUUUUUUUCCGUCGUUUUUGGAAAAUAAAGUGUUUUGAAUUCGCUAUUGAUUGUGCACCACCUCAAUUAUUCAAGACUUCGAAAUUUAACAUCCAACAGUUGGAACAAAGAGAACAACAAAAAUCUCAAUUCGUAUCGAUCGAAAUCUGUCGAGAGUGGAAACCAAUGGAAAUUUGAUUGCUGUGUGCCUAAAUCGUAAAUCACCUUUUUUUUAUACCCUCGAGAUUUGUACGACUCACUCAAUUCGAUAAACCAAACAAAAAAGUAAAUUAGAUUAAAACCGUGUGCAGGAAAAAAAAACAAACAAAAUGGGUACAGUAUUAAGCUUUAGUCCUCGUGAACGGCGCCCCGUUUAUUCGACAUACCACAACCACGGCACACUUAGCUCAUCGGGCUCGGCUGACUAUCCGCUGAACAACUACUCGUACGAGCAGCUGAACAAUGUUAAAAAUCGCGAAAACAACAAAUCGUCACUGUGUCAAGUGCCUAACAAUAGUGGGAACAUAAUGUUGAGUCAAACACAGAACAACUAUCAUCAUCACCUUCAUACACACAACAUUCACAAUGGAAAUAACUCAAACCUGGCCCCAAAUGCUGGCAACAACAACAACAAUAACAACAACAGUAAUCUCAGCAGUAACCUCACGAACAACAACAUAGCAAAUAACAAUACCAUUAACAAUAAUAACAACAAUGCCGAUCGAAAUGACACGGCCCGUAUCCUAUCCGAGAAGAAUGCACUGGAGAAGAAUCUGAAGAAGCAUUCGCUGUUCAUCAAUGCAUUGUCGUGGAAACGAUUGGCUGCAUCGCACAGUAAAAAGAAAUUGGAUAACAAUAAAAAUAAAUCGGCCAAUUUACCAACGGCCACAUUCCGACCACCACUGGUCGAUGCCGUUCAUCCGUUGGCCAUCGAUAAAAAUAAAAACAUUCAACAACAGAACCAUCAUCAGUAUUUUACACCUGGUGCGCCAAACACAAAAGCCUUGUUGGCCCUAGAUCUUGUUCGAGCGAACAACACGAACAAUGCUCAACAACAUUUGGAGAAAUUAACAACCAAAUUACCGCUGUCAAUCCCAUUGCAGACAGCAUUCAACCAUGCACAGCAACAGCAUCAAUCGAUGCUUCAGCCAGCACAGCAACACAAUCAUGUGCCCCGAAAAACCGUAAUCCAGGCUUCAACUUCUGAGCUUUUGAAAUGUUUGGGAAUGUUUUUGCAUGACCGUUGCCGAAAAUUGCGAGAUUUCCAAGCAGGCGAUGCGGUUAUGUGGCUAAGAGCAGUUGAUCGUAGCCUUUUACUUCAAGGAUGGCAGGAUGUGGCAUUCAUUAACCCAGCCAAUGUUGUGUUCGUUUACAUGUUGGUUCGAGAGUUGGUCGACGGCGAAGAGACCAAAGAGUCUGAAUUGCAAGCAUCUGUUUUAACAUGUUUGUACUUGUCGUAUUCGUACAUGGGCAAUGAAAUUAGUUAUCCGCUGAAACCAUUCCUGGUUGAAGAUUCAAAGGAUAAAUUUUGGGACAGAUGUCUCUUGAUUGUGAAUCGCCUCAGUGGUAAUAUGCUUCGAAUCAAUGCGGAGCCCGGAUUUUUCACCGAAAUUUUCACCGAGCUUAAGGCAUGCGGCGUACUAAAUCAGUCCAAUCAAAAUAAUUUGAACACAUUAUCGAAUGGAAUCAACUGUGGAGCCGCUUGACGCAGUUACAACAACAACAGCAACAAUAAUAACGGCAACAGCAAUAGCAGUGGCAGACAUCCAAGAGAAGUUGUUGUUCGAUUAUCGAUAGCCGGUCAACAACAAAAAUAUCAACAUCAAACAACGUUACAGGAAAUUACCAGCAUUGUUUAGAAACAAUUCGCUCGGUGCAAAAAUGAUGAUGAUGAUGAUGUUGCUGAAUGACAUUAGGUGAUAUAUACCGAUUGAAUCGAUAGACCCGGCUAGCAAAUCAACCACUUCAAUACAUCCUUGUUUGAAUGUUUGAUCUGUAAAAUUUUAGACACAAUUUAAAGAAGAAGGAAAAAAAUUUAAAAAAUGCAGAAGAAUAAAAAAAAAUUAGAAUAAGGUAACCAUGAUAUUACAAACACAUGAAACAUGAUAGCAUAUGACGGCCGUGUUCAAAAUAUUUAUGAUAUUCGACGUGAGAAAGAGCGAGAGAGAGAGAGAGAAAAGAAUUCGAAGAGAAAACGGUCUGUGCAACAUUAUUUCGACUCAAAGUCCUAGAUGUCUUUAAAACAAAGUAGCUCAAGACAUUUAAUAUGUAAAAGCAUUCGUAGCGAUUUGACUUUACGAACUAUGCAGAGAAGAAGGCAAAAAUCCUCGUGACAUUUAGGCAUAAUCUGAUUUUAAUACGCGAAAUCAAAUUCAUUGUCUGCUUUAAAACAAAAAUGAUGACGAAAUCCGUUCUAUACUCAUGUUCAACACUCAGCAGCUGACUACACACAAUUUUAAUGAAAUUGCGUUGGUCUAUGUCAGCUCACGAUCGAUUUAUUUAUUUUUCAAAUUCUUCAACAGUAGGAACUCAAUAAGCGAAAUCAAUAAUCAUUAUUAUACUAUUCGGAGACAGCAUAUUAUAAAAGAAAAUAAAAGGAUUACCGAAUCUGUCUUCCAUCAGGACAUUACUAUUUUCUGAAUGAAUCUAAAAUGACAGCUGCUUUUUUUUGCAAAUGUAAAUGAUUAUUUACAUGCGAUGCACCUCAACCGGCAGACUGAGACCGCAAUAAGUAAUGGCCAAACUAUGAAAAUGAGUAAUUGGCACCGAAAGUGAACGGUGCCAACAUUUUUCAAUAAAUCCAACACCACCCCAAUCCCCCUAAAAAAUCACCAAAUUCGGCUUGUCACUGCGAAAAUCGCCACUUUUAAAUUGAUUUGCCAAAAAAAAAUGAAAGAAAAAUUGUAAUAAAAUGGAAAUUUUUGUUAUGUCCACGUUAUUUGUACGAGUUUACAAAACUACCAAUUUUUAUGUUUACUAGUUAAAAUGUGAAAAAAAUGUUCACAUCCACAUCACCAUUUGUAUCCAUCCAUCGCACCAGAAGAAAAAAAAGAUAUAUUUAUUUAAAUGAUCAAAAUCGUAUUUACAUUAUUCUAGUUAACCGAGAAAAAAAUUGUUUGACUUUUAUAAAUCUUUUUUUUCCUUUUGAAAUCAUUUUUUGCAAAAGUUAUACCCAACCCACAAAAAAUGUUCUGUACACGAAGAGCUAGACUUAGUUAGACAUUUUGGCUUCAAGAUUUCUCUCGGAAAAUUGUUAUAACGAGCUCUGUUUUCUUUUCUUUUGUACAUUUUGACCUUUGUUCACAUGUAAAUACACUUGAUAACACUCGCUAAACAGAACCACUAAUCGUGGUACACUACUACGGAGUCCGUAGCACGAACGCAGCAGUCGCUGCGAAUACAAGUAAUUGUAGCUUAAGGAAAUGCACUUCAACGGAUAUGAUUAGCGGCAACAACAUGAAACGAAACAAUUACAUAUUCUCUAUCAAAAAUGCACGCGUUAAGUAAACACGCUUGAAAAGAAAUAAAUGAUAAAUUGAUGUGCAAUAAAGCAGGAAAAUAUUUACAGAGAAAUUCAGUUGAAUACUGAAUUUGGCUGGGCUCAAAUGCAAUAAUUGACUUCCAAUUACAUUCUCACCUUCAUUUUUUCCGCUUUUUUUUCCUCAUUAGUUUGCAAAUACUCGCAUUGACACUCUCGUUGAAAUCAUUUUUUUUUAUACUUCGAACCCUUCUACUCUACUCAACCGUUGUUGAGGUGUCUAUGAUUCAGUGACGGUGAGCUGAAAUGUAAGAAUAUAUACCAAUUUUGAUUCGAUGUUUUCUUACAGGAACAGGUUUCACUUUUUGCGAGCAAUAUGAUACCGAAUAUACUGAAUACACUUGUUCAAAAGACAAAGUUACGCGGAGAAGAAAAUGGAAAACGAAAUGUUCGACCAAAGUUUUCAAUUCGAAAACAAUUUCUUCUUCUUUUUGUGAAGUACAGACCAUUUAAUUCGCAAAUAAGAUACGUAAAUUUACAUAAUAUAUAUCAAGUGAGUGCAAUAUGCAUUCAUUGUGUGAGUCGGUAUGUGCUCGUUUCGAACGGGCAAGCUCGACAAGUAUGCUGUAAAAGCAAUUUGUAUCUAAUACAUAAAAAAGAGUUUCGCUAGUCAAAAAAAACGUCCUUUCCUUUUUGAAGUGUUAGUUCCAUAUUAUUUAUUCUUUUCAUGCUGUGAUUAUCGUUUAAACUAAAACAUAUUUUCAGUUUUCUAAACACACUGUAUUGUUCUUUUCGUUAUCAAAGUGAAUUUGAUUGAUUUGUCGGAAUGGAAUAAAAGAAGCGUAAUUACUUGAGAGAUAAGUAGAUGAAUUUAAGUAAUUUAGGUCAUAGGAAUCCAAUGUGUAUUUUAAGCGUAGUCCCAUUUGACAACAUUGAAAAUGUAAUGGCUCCUGCCGCAUGAUUCAUGUGAAUCGUUGCGCAAGGACUGUGCAUUGUAAUAGUUUUACUUAAACCAAAAGAAUAGUUCAUCGAAGAAACCAAAUUAACUGUGUUGUGUGUCUACAAUCGAAUCCAAAAAAAAAAUACUUAAUUUAAACAAUGCCGACGACAUGUUUACGAAUAUCCAAUAUGCAAGUGGCCAGACGCAUUUCAAUCGCAAAAUUUUGAUUCACAAUAAAACCAAUAAUAAAUCGCAAAUGCUCAACUCAUUUCAACAGAUAUACGCUGCUGCUCUGCACUUAUCAACACUCAAUGUUAUUCGUUUGUUCACGAUGCUUCAUGCUACCGACCGAAACAGAGAACACGACCUGAACAAAUAACACGCGGCAAAUGACAGCAUCUCAAUGGAAAAUUGUUGUCGUCUCUCAAACUCAUACGAUUCAAUCAGAUUUAUAAGCAUUUCAAAUGGUGGUGAAUUUAUAGUUGGCUUCAAAUACAAUGAAUGAUGAAACGGAAAAAAAACAAUAAUAUAACACACACACACACACACACACAAAUUGCAAGUUCAUUACCAAAAACUAAAGCAAAUAAUUUGACAAUUCUAUUACAACAACAUCAACAACAAAAGAAAAAAAAACCGAUUGAUAUAUUCACUCGCAUACAAUUUGAUGUUAGUCGUAGUCCACGUAGAUGCAUUUCACUGAAAAUUUUCUCUGCCCGUUCUACUACCCUGUUUCCAGUUCACACCUACUAAAUAUAUAUAACGUAUUAUUUAGGUUCAAAUUUUUAAUGGAAUGUUCUCUUUGCGCGUUUUCUCAUUUUAAAAAUCGAAAUCAACCAACAUAAAGGAAAAACUAACAAAAAUCUUAUUAGGUUUAGCAAAUGGAACAUUCAUCGCACUCACACUUAGGAUGUUCAAAUUGGAGAUACAAAUUAGAACACUUUUUUCUUCGAAAUUUUGUUAAAAAAAUUAAACUUGAAAUAAAAAAAACAAAAACAAAAAUUGGACUUUGGAUCAACGUGAUUUCGUUACCUAAAAAUUGCUUUGCACACACACACACAAAAUCAUUAUAAAAAGACACAUUGAAAUUUGCAACAAAAAUUACAAAAAAUUAUAUAUACAAAUGUAUUGCAAAACUUUGUUAGAUACAAAAAAGACAAGUAAGUUAAGUUUUGUGGAGAAAAAAAAACUCAAUGAAACAAAAUCUUUUGACCGAAUGGUAAAAAAAAUAUUAUACAAAAAUGAUAUGUUUUGAGUGUUCUACCAAAAAUUUGAUGGAAUGAAAUAAAAAAAAAUGUGUAUUGAACAUAACGUAUGGAUUCACCAUUAUUAUUAUUAUUAUAAAUUCAAAUUACCUUUAAGACUAAUAAAAAUAUUUCUUAGAAAAA